UAAGAAUCGAUCACUCAUAAAUCCAUUCACCAACCCAGUCAUUUUCCGGAUCUAAGACCAGACCGGAUUGUCGAUUGCCGAGCGUAAAUCCAGAUAUUUGUUGUCAUUAGGAUCUACAUGAACGUUCAGAUGAAGCUUUCAAAAUACAACUAAAGGCGGCUGGUGUGCAUAUAAUCAAUAUCAAUGACUGUAUCAGUCCGUUUUAUUCUCAUUAAAAGUCAGAUCUACUAAUUACUAGCAGACCCAAGGUGACCCAUAUGGACCCCACCUCCAAGUCUGGGUUGAAUCAGGUGUCAGAUGUAGUGUUUGUCAUAGAGGGAACUGCAAACCUUGGUCCAUAUUUUGAAUCCCUUCGGAAGAAUUACAUACUGCCGACUAUAGAGUAUUUUAAUGGAGGACCACCUGCUGAAACUGAUUUUGGAGGAGAUUAUGGUGGCACUCAGUAUGGACUGGUGGUCUUCAACACAGUGGACUGUGCUCCAGAAUCCUACGUCCAGUGCCACGCUCCAACCAGCUCCGCUUUCGAGUUUGUCUCUUGGAUUGACAGCAUUCAAUUCAUGGGAGGCGGAGCAGAGAGCUGCAGUCUCAUAGCUGAGGGUCUUUCCGUGGCCCUACAGCUCUUUGACGACUUCAAAAAGAUGAGGGAGCAAAUCGGUCAGACCCACAAGGUUUGUGUGUUGCUGUGUAAUUCUCCUCCAUACUUACUACCAGCUGUGGAGAGCGUCAGCUAUACAGGCUGCACCGCAGACAGCCUGGUCCAGAUCAUUCGUGAUCGGGGGAUCCAUUUUUCUGUAAUUGCCCCAAGGAAACUUCCAGCUCUUCGAUCUCUUUUUGAACGAGCAUCCUCAGUAGCAGGUGCACCAGAAUCCUCACACCCAGACUACAGUCAAGACCCCUUUCACAUGGUGUUAGUCAGGGGCAUUGCACUUCCUGUUGCUCCUGGAGGAGGUUCUGGUCCAGUCUCCCUUAAACCUGUCUUGCCACCUGUGUCCCAUUCUCCACUGGGCACUGUAGCCCAGACUCCUCCUCAGAUGAGUACAGCCCUUCCAUUCCAGAAUCCCUCUCUAAACGCGGCCCAUGAUGCAGCACAGAAGGCGUUAGAAGCUGCAAAUCAGCAGCAGAAGAGUCGAUUUCCUCAAAUGCCAACACCUCCUUUCAGCCAACCACCAGUUCUCCCAUCAGGAGGUAAACCCAGCCUAUCUACAGUUACCACAGUGUCACCGCCAGUGUUAACACAGCAACAACCUCAGCAGCCACAACAGCAACCACAAGUCCCACCACCAGGCCCGCCCGCACCCAACCAGCAACCUCCUCAGGCUGCUCAGCAGCAGCCCAACAGUCAGCAGACGCCUCCACCAACUCAGCCUGGCAUGACUGCUGUUCCUGCACCUCAGGCUGGGGCACAGCAGGGCGUUGCCAACAAGAUUGUGGCAUGGAGUGGAGUUCUAGAAUGGCAGGAGAAGCCCAAGGCUUCCUCCAUGGACUCCAACACAAAACUUACACGCUCCCUGCCCUGCCAGGUCCAAGUCAGCCAAGGGGAGAAUCUAAAUACAGACCAGUGGCCACAGAAGCUGAUCAUGCAGCUCAUCCCUCAGCAGCUCCUGACUACUCUGGGCCCUCUGUUCAGGAACUCUCGUAUGGUGCAGUUUCUCUUCACUAAUAAAGAUAUGGAGUCUUUGAAGGGACUGUAUCGCAUUAUGACUAAUGGAUUUGCUGGCUGUGUGCACUUCCCCCACAGUGCGCCAUGUGAGGUGCGUGUGCUGAUGCUGCUGUACUCGUCUAGGAAGAGGAUCUUCAUGGGACUCAUCCCUAAUGACCAGAGCGGAUUCGUCAAUGGUAUUCGGCAGGUCAUCACUAACCACAAACAAGUGCAGCAGCAUCGCUCGAUGCAACCUGGACAGGUCCCGCCCAAUCAGAACUUCCUCAACAGACCGCCGGGCCCCAUCCCCGUUACGCAUGGCAACGUGCAACAGCAGUCUGUGGUGGUGGGCUUGCCCUCCGUCAGUCAGGUCACACUGAUGGAGGACCAACAGAGACAAAACAACAUGUUGAGAGCAGCUGCAACAGCCAAUCAACAGCCGCCAGUCUCUGGUGCUCCGCCCAAUCAGGUGGCCCAAGCUCAAGCCCAGGCUCCUGGUGGCAUGCUUCGUCUCCCAAACCCAGGCGCAAACCCCCAGCUCCGCAGUCUCCUCCUCAGCCAACAACCUGGUGGGAUGCAGGGCAUGCAGGGGAUGCAUCCCAUCCAGCAGAUGGUCCAUCCAGCACCAGGAGGGGGCGCUCAGAUGCAGGCUCAGUGGAGGCAGCCUCACCAAGGUCCACUGAUGAUCCCUACAGGUCCACGGGGGCCAGUCGCACAGAAUCCCGGGAUGCCACCAGUGUCGAGCGUCAUGGAGGACGAAAUUCUUAUGGACCUUAUCUAAGGACUGCUUUACCCAUCAUUCUUUGCUUCAGAGGUUUCAUUAUGGAAUACGAGAGUCAUCUAAGCUCUGUUCUUUUUACUUUUUAGUUAUAAGCAAGUGCGUAGGGGAAGAAUAUCGGUGUUUAGAGUGAGAUCAGGACUUUAUUUUGAUACUCAUGUAUUCGUUGAUGCAUUUACUUAUAAGCCUAUCACUGUAUCAUGUGAGCGGUAACAUGAUUGUUCACACAGAAGAGCAAGACGUUUAAAAAACAGGCUCGGCUCGGCUCUUUCGCCAUUCUACACCUCUUCUUGCCUCGAGAUGAAUCCAGUCGGAUCCGGUUACUAUUGUAUUUUUAUGAAAGUUUUACUUUCUAUUGGUUUUACUUUUUCUUAAUUUGUCUUUGGAAAUCUAGUAAUGUUGUUUUAUGAAAAUAAACUUAAUUUUCUCAAGCAA
Megalobrama amblycephala (Wuchang bream) is the source of this 2852-nucleotide messenger RNA. It is a transcript of the gene med25, whose product is annotated as mediator complex subunit 25. Gene Ontology annotation, cellular component: mediator complex; transcription regulator complex. Gene Ontology annotation, biological process: positive regulation of transcription by RNA polymerase II. The transcript has 20 exons. Lineage: Eukaryota; Metazoa; Chordata; Actinopteri; Cypriniformes; Xenocyprididae. The coding region runs from base 258 to 2420 and encodes 720 amino acids. The record is from RefSeq and is a predicted model, not a curated record.